Corylus avellana is the source of this 2188-nucleotide messenger RNA. RefSeq names its product deneddylase. NCBI's taxonomy places the organism in Eukaryota, Viridiplantae, Streptophyta, Magnoliopsida, Fagales, Betulaceae. The record is from RefSeq and is a predicted model, not a curated record.
UCUACGACAACUCCUUCCAGACCUCAAAACCCUAAAACCAGCAAUGCCAUUCCUUCAGCUUCAAUCCCUCUCUCACCUCAAACCUAUCAUUCCAUUUCACCCCCACGUAAAGCCCCUAGAUUUCAUUCCCAAACUAACCCGCAAGAACCCUAGAAAUGCCUUCUCAGUGCUCUCAUGCUCAGCCACCGAGCAAGAGCUCCUCCAAGCCGUGUUGGAGUCCGACGAGAAGGCCCUACCGUGCGUGAGAGCCUACGAGACCGACUUGGCUCGGCUGGUUCUGGCCGGAGCUGUCGACCUCGAGCAGGCCUUGACCGCAGCAGCGGCUGACGGCGGUGAAGCUGCCGCCGAGCACAUCGAUUCCGGCAUGCCCGCUAUGGUUGUCGAGACCGUCUUUCCUGGCCCUUCGGACGAGCGCAGCACCGUCUCCACCCGGCUGUUUUUGCCUGCUCAAAGAGUCAAAGAAAAAGCCAAAAAGCUCAGAAGGUCUAUCCCAGAAGUUAUGCUGACAAGCACUACAUCUAGAAAUAUUCUUUCCAUGACAUUUAGACAAGUAGUUUUGCAGCAGCUUUGGAACUUUGAGCUUGUUGUCUUUAGACCUGGCUCAGAAAGAAACAUGGAGGAUCUUGAAAACCCGAGAGAGCAGGUCCCUGAAUCUUUUAGCCUCACCUCUUCAGAUGAAAGGGUUAUCUCUGUACUUGCAGAAGCUGUUUGCCUUUCUGCUCUUCAAAGCACUGAGAAGCAUUUCCUUGAUAAUAUAUUGGGUAAUCUUUCAAGUAAUUUCUUCCGUUGGUUUCGAAAGCCCAAAAGGAUUGCAUCAAAGGAUUCUUCGGUCAUCAUAUACCAAUUAUUUGAGAAUGAUGUAGUUGAAAAUGCCAAGACUCUGUUAGAAAAUUUUAAUUCAACAAAGGAAAGCUUUAAGACCAAGAAAACAGAAUCAAAUCACCAUUGGUGGCUGCCAUUAGGAUACGCUGAAUUGGAAAAGAUUGGUGGUCCAGAUUUCAGUGCUUGGACAAGUGAGUAUGUUCCUGCUUAUAGGCUACAGAUUGACACCGAUAGACUCAGAAAUAUUAAAUUUAAGGGCUGGAAAAAUUCUGCACAGAAUCGGUGGGAAGUACUUCUUACCCACUCCCAAAUGGUUGGAUUGGCGGACACUUUAGAUAUGUACUAUGAAGAUAUUUACUCACUGCCCAAUAAACAGCUAUCAUGUGGCCUGCCUGCAAAUUUUGCAAACUUGUCCAACAAAAAGAGGAGCUCUUCGUUGUUGAAAAUGCUAUCUGUUGGCCUUGCGAGUGGAGUUUUUCUGGUUCUAAUCAGUGCUUUCAGUCAACUUGGUUUGCCUUAUCUAAGCAGAGGAAGGUACCCUGCAGAACAUAGGUCUCUUCCAUCAUCUGAAGUUGACAGUGCACUAAACCUUUCUCUGGAUGCUAGAAAGUUGGAAGAAUUUUGCAUAUCAAUUGUUGAAAAGAUAAAGGAUGCUUUUGGUUGGCCCGGUGAUAUAAUUACUGAAACAAGCAUCGGUGCCUGGACUGGGGAAUUACCAUCCUACUUGAGGAUGGUUGGUGAAGCUGAUUCCAAUAGUGAAGGCAAUUCAGUGGCCCCUCUAAAUAAAAUUGACGAAGACAUGAGAAUUUCUGCUCAAGAGAUCGCUAGUUAUCAGGUGGUUUUGUCAUCGGAUGGAAAGAUAGUUGGGUUUCAACCUUUGAGCCGGGUUGCUGUUAAUCACUGGGCUGCUAACCCCUUAGCAAAGGAGUUGUAUGGUGGGAGAAAGCUUUCCCCUGGUUUUAUUGAACCUGGUCCCAAGGUCAACCAUCCCAAUGAGCUUGUGGUAAUGGAGUUGCUCAUGUCAGUAAAUCCAGAUUCCUGUUUUGCUUUGGCCAGACCAUUGCGAUGAUCGUUGCCUUGUAAUUGUAUGUGAAGACUGCUGCCUGGAAAUGUAGAUGCUAGAUUAUACACCAAAGGAAUGCCCAAGUUCUCUCCGGCAUUAGCAUGUUUAGCCUUGUGAUUUGAAUGAGUUUUUGGAAGUUUAUUAUAGGAAAGAAAGGGUGCCUUCCCCUCUAAACAAUUUCUUGUUCAAAUGGUCUACUGAUUAUAUUGACAAUCUUUUUCCGAGCAAGGACUAUUUAACUCCUCAAAAGCAAUAUAACAUCCUCGUGAACUACUAAUGUAUAUACCAUCUUCCAUUUUUUGC